GCUCAAACUUGCGCCGCAUUCUCAGUAACUCGCCAAGCUCCCUGCAAGCUCAGAAUCAGCUCUGAACACUGUCUUCCCAAGUAUACCCUGCAUAUCAGUAGAACACCAUCCAUGUAAAUUGACACUAGGAAUAAACUCAGUCAGUAACGAGGAUUAAUAACCUAUCAUAGAUUUCACCACAAAAUGACAUCGUCACAACCGCCUUUGAACAUUGUUGUAGCAUCGUUGACAACUCAUGUUUCACAGAUCGGAGGCUCUCUGGCGGGACUAAUGACCGCCGUGGCACUGAAGCAAAACGGGCAUAAUGUGACAGUCAUUGAAAAGGAAGACAAUGAACGCGAAAGCCACAUGGCUGGCGUUUGUCUGGGACUCGAUGCUGUGGAAUUUCUCGAAAAAUACGAUCGCGUUCAGGGAGUUUUCUCUCACCAGUCGCGUCGUAUUCAGGCCCUUGUGGGCGACGACAAGCUGAAGACCUUUGUCAAUGGCCGUCGAGAAAUCACAAAUUGGGAUACCAUGUACUACCGGCUUCGUUCCAACUUUGAUGGCUAUGCAAGCGAUACCUACCCUACAUCCCCUUUGCCCUCUCCAGAAGAUGGCCAGGGUGUGUAUCUUGCUCAAACGGAGGUUCUCGAUAUUCAACGUGAAAUACAACCUGACGACGACGAUGACAGCGACGAGAAGAAGACGACAAUGAGCCUCACGUUGCUGGACCGCAAAUCAGGAGACAAGGCCACUAUGCAGGCCGACCUGGUGAUUGGUGCAGACGGCCCGGAUUCUUUUGUGCGGAAGAAGUACCAAGGCCACGUUGAGCGGAAAUACGUUGGCUACAUUGCUUGGAGGGGCACUGUCCCGGAGAGUGAGGUGUCGGAAGAAACCCGUCACCUCUUCAGACGCAGCGUCACUGUGUAUAUGAUGGACAAACAACACUGCAUCGUGUACACCAUCCCCGGCAAGAACGGAUCACUGGAGCCCGGCGAAAGGUAUCUCAACUUUCUCUGGUACACAAACGAGACGAAGGAAUCUUUGGACGAAAUCUUAAAAGACGGCCUCGACGGCCAUCGCCAUCACAACAUUGUCCCGUCCGGUCGUGUGCGACAAGAUAUCUGGGCUGAACGAACAAGGCAAGCCAAGGCCCUGCCACUCAGCAAGCCAAUGCUGGAGAUUUUUCUGAAGAUCCAGCGUCCUUUUAUUCAGGUCAUUACCGACUUCUGCUCACACCAGGCAGCCUUUGAAGAUGGCAAGGUCCUGCUGGUUGGCGACGGACUGUCGCUGUUCCGUCCGCACACAGCCUUCAGCGGCACCCAGGCGGCGUUUCAUGCCCUCCGCACGGCUGAGUUCGUCAAUGGCAAGACAACCCUGCAACAGUGGGAGAGCAAGGUCCUUAGGUACUCGCGGCUGCACUACCUGCAGAGCAACUGGUAUGGAGACUUUUAUCAAUACCCCAUGUCGACGGCCCUCGUGGCUGCUGUGCGCUACUGGAUUAUGUGCGGCGUUGAUCGCGUCUUGUCCUGGUACAACGGCGAUGCUCCGCUCUUGCGCACAAGCACAUUCAAGAGUGAAGCAUACGACGACGAAUAAAGCAGGCCGAGGAAUGGCCUCAUUCUAUCAGGGAGGUGUCGUUCCACCCCAUACUGGACGUCUAUAGUAACUAGGAGGUCAAGUAGGUGGGAUGAGUAUCUGAACGGAAAAUGUGAACUUGACACAGACAUAGGCUACUAGAAAAAAGGACAUUGACAUAAUAGCCAAUAACCUUAUGUUUAGUUAGCUUUAUAUAUAACCAUAUAUUAAUCAG
Molecule: messenger RNA, 1792 nt
Organism: Aspergillus welwitschiae
Lineage: Eukaryota; Fungi; Ascomycota; Eurotiomycetes; Eurotiales; Aspergillaceae
Exons: 2
Coding region: 184-1578 (464 amino acids)
Molecular function (GO): FAD binding
Source: RefSeq, a predicted model, not a curated record